Brienomyrus brachyistius is the source of this 3253-nucleotide messenger RNA. It is a transcript of the gene tm9sf1, whose product is annotated as transmembrane 9 superfamily member 1. Gene Ontology annotation, biological process: protein localization to membrane. Gene Ontology annotation, cellular component: membrane. The transcript is spliced from 9 exons. Bases 324 to 2156 code for a protein of 610 amino acids. NCBI's taxonomy places the organism in Eukaryota, Metazoa, Chordata, Actinopteri, Osteoglossiformes, Mormyridae. The record is from RefSeq and is a predicted model, not a curated record.
ACCCACCCCGGAAGAGCCAGGCGCAAUGUGCUCUCCCCGAUGACGUGUAUGGGCAGCUGUCCGAAUGCGACUACUAAAAUAAUAAUAACAAUAAUCGGGAAAUUAGCGCCGUCUCCUAGAUAAAUAAAUGCAUUUAAUUAACUGGCGAGGUGCUGCGGAACAUCUGUUUUGAGGCCGAGCUGAGCCCGGGGGGGGGGGAUCGCUGCGGGGUUUGUGCGCGAAUCUUUCCGGGCCUCGGAUCCACAUCACCGGCGAGCAAGAUAUCACUGUGACACUGUAGGAAACUGCGGUACUGUAACCGACUGUGUGCCAAAUAGAAGAAAAUGCAUAGCUGGGCUGUCAUGAAGGGAAGCCUGCAGAUUUUCAUAGAGGGCCUGGCAGUGGGUAUAGUAGCUCUCAGUCUACUGCCCUGUGCAGAAGGGGUGAUAAAGUACAAGCCGGGAGAUCAUGUGAUGCUCUACGUGAACAAAGUUGGCCCCUAUCAUAAUCCCCAGGAGACCUAUCAUUACUACACCCUGCCAGUCUGCAGGCCCAAAGAGAUACGCCACAAAUCACUGAGCUUGGGCGAGGUGCUGGACGGAGAUCGGAUGGCGGAAUCCAUGUACGACAUCCGCUUCCGUGAGAACGCCGAUAGGAAGACGCUGUGUCAGCUGACGCUCAGCGAAACCGAGGUCGAACAGCUGCAUGAGGCGAUAGAAGAGCUCUAUUAUUUUGAGUUUGUCCUAGAUGAGAUUCCCAUCUGGGGAUUUGUGGGUUACAUGGAGGAAAGUGGCUUUCUGCCUCACAGCCAUAAGGUGGGCUUGUGGACGCACCUGGACUUCAACAUCGAGUACAACGGAAACUCUGUGAUUUUCGCAAACGUGUCCGUGAAGGACGUGAAACCCGUGCCCCUGGAAGGGGGCGGCGGAGUGGGGUCCAUGUCAGGUGCCUUGGGGGGGCUGACGGUGACCCACACGUACAGUGUGCGCUGGUUUGAGAGCCCCAUCCCCCACGAGAGGCGGGCGGAGCGACUCAGGGACUACUCCUUCUUCCCAAAAACCCUGGAGAUCCACUGGUUGUCCAUCAUCAACUCUUUGGUACUGGUGGUGCUCCUGCUGGGCUUUGUCAUCAUCAUCCUCAUGAGGGUGCUGAAGAAUGACUUUGCCAGGUAUAACAUGGAAGAGGACGGCAGCUGCGAUGACUUGGACCAAAGUGACAAUGGCUGGAAGAUCAUCCACACCGACGUCUUUAGAUUCCCCCCUUACAAGAGCCUCCUCUGUGCUGUUCUAGGGGUGGGUGCUCAGUUUCUCACCCUGGCCACAGGUAUAAUCAUCAUGGCAUUAUUCGGGAUGUUUAACGUGCAUCGGCACGGCGCCAUUAACUCCGCGGCCAUCGUCUUGUACGCCCUGACCAGCUGUGUGUCUGGCUACUGCUCCUGCCGCUUCUACACGCAGAUUCAAGGGCAGCGAUGGGUCUGGAACAUCAUCCUCACCUCAUCCCUCUUCUCUGCGCCGCUCUUCCUCACCUGGAGCGUGGUGAACUCCGUGCACUGGUGCAGCGGCUCCACCCAGGCCCUGCCCGCCUCCACCGUGCUGCUGCUGCUGGCCGUCUGGGCACUGGUGGGCUUCCCGCUCACCGUCAUCGGCGGCAUCGUGGGCAAGAACGGGGCGGGCAACUUCCAGGCGCCGUGCCGCACGCGCAACAUCCCGCGGCAGAUCCCGGCGCAGCCCUGGUACAAGCACACGGCCGUGCACAUGACCAUCGGGGGCUUCCUGCCUUUCAGUGCCAUCUCCGUGGAGCUCUAUUACAUCUUCGCGACUGUGUGGGGCCGUGAGUCCUACACCCUUUACGGCAUCCUGCUGUGUGUCUUCGCCAUCCUGCUGUCGGUGGGCGCCUGCAUCUCGGUGGCGCUCACCUACUUCCUGCUGUCCGGGGAGGACUACCGCUGGUGGUGGAGGAGCGUACUGAGCACAGGUUCCACUGGCCUCUUCAUCUUCGCCUACUCGGUGUUCUACUACAGCAACCGCUCCAACAUGAGCGGCGCCGUGCAGAGCGUCGAGUUCUUCGGCUACUCGCUGCUCACGGCCCUGGUCUUCUCCCUGAUGCUGGGCACCGUCUCCUUCUGCGCCUCCCUCACCUUUAUCCGCUACAUCUACCGCAACAUCAAGAUGGACUGAAGAGCCAGUGAGAGCAGGGGGUGUCGGGCUGGUCCGGGGGGAGGAUGGGGAGGUGACUGUGUGUGUUAUCGUGGUGGGGGGUAGGCGGGAAUGCGGUGGAAAUAUGCUGGGGAUGAGAUCGCAGCGAUGCAGGGGUUUGUCCGUGCUGAAUCAGUGCAGACUGUUCAACAGCGUAACAUUGACUGUGAUUUCGAUGUAAAUAUCUUUUCAAUAAAGUCUCUUUUUAUUACAGCGCAGUAAUUUUAGUACAGAGGUUAAAAACGAUACAUUACCAAAACAGCUAAGAGCAACUCUGAUAACCCUUCAAACCGUAGGACAAAUUGUCAAAAAAACAAGUAUAUAGGAAUAGUUUUGAGAGGCCAGACAAAGCAAACCCAACCUAGCUCAGCCUAGUUUGAAUGAUUUGGCUCAGGUGAAACGCUUUGCUUUCGAAGAAAUCUCUAAUACAGCCCAAGUUUAGAUGUUGUAGAUGUCGGAGAUGGCGUCCAGCGCAGCCUAAACGAGAAGCAGAUGAAUCCAUGUUCAGGGGCCACUGGAAAGCUUUGACUCCAGCAAGGAAGAGUAUAAAAAGCUUACAAGUCUAUAUUUAUCUAUAAUUUCACAUUACAAGAAGAUGUUUAUUUUUCCCAGCCCUUUUUUCCCCUUCAAGGUCAAUGCCUUCGCUGACGUUUGUUGAAACUGCCAGCCACAAAAUUGACUUGUGGGCGAGUCCCCCUCCUUUCUGCACUUCUAAUCAAAUGUAUCAUUAAAGCUUAACUUACAAAGCAGCAGGAAACCUGAAGCCAAAAAUAGCAUGAAAACUUAAGCUCUCUGUCAUGUCCUUUAUAAAUUGGCACAACGGACGUCUAAAAUUAUGACCUUUGCCUGUAUCCAUUUCAUGGGGGGGGGGGGAGGGGGGCAGGGUGUCAUAGCUGUGUUUGCUACAGCUGAGGUCUGGCUAUUAGGCUUUGUUCAAAAGUAAUAAUUGUGAUGUUUAUUACUGUGAACUACCUUUCUCAAACUGUUGCAUCUUUAAAGGCAAACUCCAUAAUACAGGAAACCAUGACCUUUUUUUAAAGAAAAUAGUAUCCUUAAUAAAGACAUUUUAAAUGCUUAAA